Molecule: messenger RNA, 1609 nt
Organism: Effrenium voratum
Lineage: Eukaryota; Dinophyceae; Suessiales; Symbiodiniaceae
Source: the annotation of a GenBank genome assembly
UGGGAGGCUCGGAUGCGAAAUUCCCUGUCGUUCAUGGAGCUGGGAUAAAGCCCCAUCCGAGAUGGAGGAGCGCGCCGCUGCCAGCUUGUCCCGGCUACUGCGCCAGUGGGAGGCGGCAAACAAGCUUUCCGCCGAAGCACUGCGCCUGGUUCUGGACGGCGCGACGCGCUUGGACUACCUGUCGGAGGAGCAUGUCGGCUUGCUGGGCAUUGCUGGGAUGAGCCCUGCUGUUGACCUCGCGCGGUCGUCCCUGGCAAGGAGCAGGUCCUUGUCGCAGCAGAGGCUCGACCAGCUGCAGGUUGACAUGGAGCAGCUGUCGGAGGAGAUCAACAGCGCUUGCAGUGUGCUGCAAGUAGCUGAUGCGCGGGCCUGGCAGGCGCAGGCUUGCGAGGUGUCGCAGCUCCUGCGCUCAGAGCACCGCCUGCGCCAGUCUUUGCUGGCUUGCCUCCCGGAGCUGCAGUCAGAGGAUCGCCAGCGGCUCUGGCUGGUCUGGACCGAGCGGCCCUUCGCCUCGGAGGCGGCUCUACAGAAGCUGAGCGACUCGCUGAGCAAAGCGGCGAUGAACAAAUGGCUGGCGCUGACCGCAGCUUUGGGACACGGGCUCAACAUGCUCUUUACUCCUCCUGCGGGGCGGCUGCUGGGCGUGUGCACCUGGCGCGACGGCCUUGAGCUCCUGUCCCGCCUAGAUCAAGGCCGGGUUUGGCUGGACGCUGCCUGCUUCUCCAUCUGCGCCAAGUCCGCCUCGCGCAGUUCCGCCUGGCGCGCAGCAGUGGGGCUGCUGGCGGAGGUGGACGCCCGAGGCCUUGCGGAUGCCGCAGCCUUUGGGGUGACCAUCAGCGCCGUCCGAUGGCAACAGGCCCUGCAGCUGCUGGCAGCGGCCGAGAGGCGGCGGCUGCAUAGCCAGCCCUGCUGCGGCGCGGCGCUGCAGGCCUGCGCCUCCAAGGCGGUUUGGCGCCAGUCCUUGGCGAUCCUGUCCGCCAUGAAAGCCGCGUGCAUGGUGCCCAACCUGGCCACCUACAGCAUCGCCAUGACCAGCAUGGAGCGGGGUGCCCAGUGGCAGCGAGCGCUGCAGCUGCUAGCGGACAGCAACAUCCCGGACCAGGUGCUGCUGUGUGGUGCCAUCAGCGCGCUGGAGGGAGCAGGCGGGCGCUGGGAGCAGGUGCUGUGCUUGCUGGCGGAUGCUCGGCGCUGGCAGAUCCCGGUGAACCUGGUGAUGCGCAGUGCAGCCGUCAGCGCCUUUGAGAAGGCAUGCGAGUGGCAGCGUGCGCUGCUGCUCUUUUCUGGGCCGGCGGAUGCCAUCCUGUGCAACGCCGGGGUCUCGGCCUGUGAGAAGGGCCUCGCCUGGGAGCUGGCGCUGCGCCUCGCCGAGGGCGGAGCUCUGGCCGGCUGCAACGCCGCCCUGGCCGCCGCGGCGCGGGGCUCCGCAUGGAAGCAGUGCUGCGCGCUGCUGGCGGCCAUGUCGCGCCGCCGGCUUCGCCCCGACGCGGUGACCCGCGCCGCGCUCCUCGGUGCGGCGCAGAGCACGGCGCCGCGCGCGUGGGCGAAGGAGGCUCACACCGUGGAUGUGGAUGUGCUGCGCGUGUGCUCGCGUCCCGUCGACGCCUGGAAG